Messenger RNA from Setaria italica (foxtail millet), 1722 nucleotides. RefSeq lists its product as uncharacterized. The transcript has a single exon. NCBI's taxonomy places the organism in Eukaryota, Viridiplantae, Streptophyta, Magnoliopsida, Poales, Poaceae. The record is from RefSeq and is a predicted model, not a curated record. The coding region runs from base 1 to 1722 and encodes 573 amino acids.
AUGCCGCCGUCCCCGUCACCGCCGCGGCCGCCGGGGCAGCCACCGGAGUACAAGCACUUCUGCCGAGUAUGCAACAAGGGGUUCACGUGCGGCAGCGCGCUCGGCGGCCACAUGAGAGCCCACGGCGCCAGCGACGCCGACGGGUUCGGCGCCGACGACGACUCCCUCGGCGACGAGGCCUCCGCGCGGUGCCGCGCCUCGGAGGAUCGGUGGGACGCGGUGGGGACAUCGGCGACGCACGCGUACGCGCUCCGGGCGAAUCCGAACCGGCUGAUCAGGAGCUGCCAGGUGUGCAAGAACUGCGGGAAGGAAUUCACGUCGUGGGAGCUUUUUCUUCAGCAUGGCAAGUGCAACUCCGAGGACGAGGGGGAAGAGUUGGCGGACGGGUGGGGCUCCAUGCGUUCGUCGUCGCCUCCGUCUGACGCCGACGGCGAGGAGGAUCCGGCUGUGGCGACCGCUUGGUCGAAAGGGAAGCGUUCCCGCCGUGUCAAAUUGAUGAUCGGGGGAGAGGACCAUUCAUCCGUGGUGCCGUCUCGGCGGGACACGUCCAGAGAGGAGGAAGAUCUCGCCAAUUGCCUUGUCAUGCUCUCGUCCUCCAACGUUAAGCAACCAACCGUCGUCGUCGAGACUGGUCAGGAGGAGCCGUGUGCCUCGGCUGCAAAAGAGGGUGAUGGAGGACCACCACUACAAUUGCAGCCAAUCUCAUUUUUCGUGCCAGCUUCAGAGCCAGUUGUGGCAUUGCCCUCAGCGGUGGCGGUGACACCCCAGUACAUCUCGCCCGCAUCACGCAAUGUGUUCGAGUGCAAAGCCUGCAAGAAGGUGUUCACCUCGCACCAAGCUCUCGGCGGGCACCGGGCCAGCCAUAAAAAAGUAAAGGGUUGUUUUGCCGCUAAGUUUGAGAGCAAAGCGAAUGAGCCAACGCGUCUCUUAGUCACCGGUGAUCCCAACAAUGUCACUGGCAAGCGAGCCACUGUGGAUGAAACCAAUGCAGGCGUAAGCACGGAUGCUAAGGCAAGUGUUUACACUGCUACCACUAAUGCUGACACCAAUGCAGGGACAAGCGAGGCAGCGGCAUCACUGUCCAUGGCCAUCGGACACAAUCCACCCGUCACCAUGCUCACCACCGCAUCAUCAUGUAAGAAGAACACCAAGAUGCACGAAUGCUCAGUGUGCCACCGCUUGUUCACCUCCGGGCAGGCGCUCGGAGGUCACAAGCGAUGCCACUGGCUCACCUCGAGCACGGCGGACCCCUGCAACACGGUGGCUAACAUGAUCCCACCCCUAACCGAAGACCUCGUCGGUGUAGUCCGGCACCAGCUUUCCCUCCGACCUAUGGUGGACGCGCCGGAGCCGGUGCUCGACCUCACCAUGGCAGCGAUCCCAUCAGGACUAGCUGCUGCCACGGCGCGACCCGAGGCCGGAGGCAACUCUUUCCGACUCGACGCGUUAGCGCCGGUACACUUACAGCCAUUGGCCGUCGCAGUGCCUAGCACCGCCAGCCACCGGAAGAAGACUACAGCUACAAGCAGCCACCACGGCAUCGACACGGUGGCAGAGGAGGACGAGGCCGACAGCACCACAGCCAAGAGAGCUAAGCUUAGCGACCUCAAGGACGUGGUGAGCAUGGACGGGGAGCCAACGGGGCCGUGGCUGCAGGUUGGCAUUGGCGGUUCCUCGUCGGCCGGAGGUGAUGACAAGAGCCGGGAGUCAUCUAUUAAUUAA